ACAGAGGAGCUGACACAGUUCAGACCGCCGGGAGAAAUCCACCUGUGACGCCGCCUUUCGGUGUGUAGUGUCUCCUGACAAUCGCCUUUCAACAAUCCCAAAUCCAACUCUUGGCACAAUUGGGCACAUGGAAAGUCACAGUGACCAUAGGUGAAACGCUGCAUCAACAGAGACGAGGACAGAGAAGAUCUGGCUGCGCAAAGACAAAGACUCGAGCCCGAAUUAUUAAGACAGGAUGGAAACGAACGGGAUCGCAAAAGACACAGGUGAGGUUAGGUACUUUCCAAAGUCAAAAUGAGGCCGUUUUGGAGUCGUUUGGAUUAUAUUUGUUCCAGACUUUCUAACAAUGGAUAAUCUGCUCAAAGCAUGCAUGCAAACAAAAGUUUUUUUUGUUCAGUUUUCUUUCAUUGAAAUUGUUGCAGAUCUACUUUUAUGUUUACUAACUCUGCGUUCAUCGAAAUGUCUCUAAUCGGGAUCACCUUGAUACAUUUCUAAGAUAACUCUGUCAAAAGGUGUGGUCCCUGCCAUCCAGGCUAGUUUCACCUUGCUAUAAACAUGCGCAACUGUUUCCUCACCAAAACAGCGAUCAGCCCAAAGUUAAGCAGAAGUUAAAACCGACUAAAACUACAAACGGAAUGGCCAAGGGGCGCUUUAUAUAUUUCUCAGCAUUUAUGUUUGUUCAAAUGUUUGUCAUCACAUGUUAUCCUUAUCCAAAUGGGCAGGUUGGGUUGAUUCAAAUCACGGCUCUGAACGGUAGCGGAAAGUCACCACAAGAUGGAGAUAGUGAAUCACAAAGUGGGCGUUAUAGUUUGUGGCCACAGGUAUUUAAAGGUUUUUUGAGGUGGGUUAUCGCGCCAAGAUCCUGAUAUUAUGAGACUCCAAUCACCUCCAAUGUGUCUGGUGAAUAUGUGACCAAUCUUCUUUCUAUUCUGACCAAAGUAAACCAAAAUCACUGGGUUGUAACUGCUAUGCAGACCAGACGAUCUCCCUUUCACUGGCUUUUAGCAUCUUUUCACAUUAGAUCAAAUGUAAAGGUGCUUUCAACAGGAACUUUCCUCAGGAUCAAGGAAUCUUUUGAUUACAUCUGUCCAACACGUCAGGAACUAGGGUCUGGUUUCUUUUUCAGGUUAAUUUACCCCAUAAUAAGUUCUUGCUCGGGUGGUUCUGUCCAAAGUCAGGGAACUUGGAGGCAGAGCCUGAAGACAAAAACAUUUAUUAAAAAGUUGCCUCUUUAUUUACAUUUUAAAAACUAACUGCACUGAUGCAUACACGAUGAAAAAUUGUUCUCAAAUAUGGCCCCCUAAACUAAUGAAUAACACCAUGUACCCCUAUGCUUAAUUUACACAAAGACACUAGCUGAGCAGAGAGAGGGGCAGACAGGAAGAGUCACACAGGGGAGCUUGCACUGGUGCAAAUAUUUCUUUAAACAUUAUGUUAUUUAAUAAAUCAUAUUGUCCACCUGUUGCUUAAUUUGACAACUUGAAAAGUUCAGCAGACUUAAAUAUUUGCAAGUGACUUCAUUUAGACUAACCAAAGAAAACUUUCCUUAAAUAGCCUACUCAUUUUAUGCCUGUGGGCUGAUAUGCAUAGUCUUCACGAGACUUAAUGUCACAUUGGAAAGCAGACAACAGAAGCCAGAGUUUCUUUUAGUUCCUACACAAGUUCUCUGUAAGCCUUUUUGGUAGAAACGCACCUAAGAUCUGUGUCUGGAAACUCCCAGCACAGUUAGCGAUAUAAGUGCAGCUCCACACCUUAUAUGUCACACUAUUUAAGUAAUUUGAAUGAAAGUCUAAUAAAAUAGUAUGAUUUCAUUAAGCUAAUUGAUAGAAAAGGAUUAAGCUGCAAAAAAGUUAAAAGUGUGAUGGCCUGAAUUUCCACUAGCCGUGUUCCUGCAUCGUUGCCAGUACAUUAUAUUGUUUAUUGCUCGUGCUUUUUAUGCUGAUAAGGACAUAUGAAUUUGAAAUAAAUGAUUAAGUGCCAUUUGUAGCAAACAUUUAACCAGUUAUGUAGUUGCUGAUUCAGGAUAGCUGUGGUGUCUUCAAUCAUAGUUGCAUUCACGUGCUCUCGGAUGCUCGGAGUUCUUAAAUUAUUAAGUUGUUCUUUCAACAACAGUUAAAAGUUGUAAAAUCCAAAUGAAUUGUAUGUGGUAAAAAUUAUGUAGUAGGCUACAUUUUAUUGCCCAUGGAUAAACUAGAUCACCUGUUUCAGAGAGCCUGAUGCCAUUAUAUUAUCAGCGAAUGAGCCACAAAUGGAAAGAAGUUGAUAGUGAGUGAGUUCUUUUUACUUUAGUGCCACUAUUCUCUAAUCCGUCAUAUUUCUGAGUGAUAAAAAAUCAACUCCACAACUAGGUUGCAAAACCUUUCCCCAUCUUCGCCUCGUGAGUGGACUUGGAAAAGUAUUAAAGCUAAUUUCCCGUGGGGAACUAUUUUUUCCGAUUAUUCCAGCAGCACGUGAAUGCAGGGUAACGGUUUCCAACGUGGUUAUUUCAACAAGUUCUCUUAAAACGAUAAAAACAAUGGCAGCAUUCCGCAUAAGUGGGAAGAAGACUGAAACAACCUCCUUCUUUGUCAGGACAUGCUCUCAGUUUUUUAGUCAUAAAAAUGAUGGUACGUGUCUGGCAGUCAGCUGACGGGGGAGAAGUGAACUUUGAGAGGGGGUGGAUCACGCCCUUCCUCACACACCGUGGUCGGUCCAGACGGCCGUGAGUAGCCGUGUGUCUGUAACUCAGGGAACUAUGCAUUGCCUGCAAAGACAACCCGAACUCAGCAGAUCUGAGGAAUUAAAGCGCCAUGUCUACAACGAGAAGGUGAUACAAAUGAAUGCAAAGCUCCUAGGUAGGCUGCACUGCAGUUUCUCGACCGAUAACAGACGUUUUCAAAGGGUUGAACAGGGUCAAAAGUGUUUGUGGUCACGGUGUGGAUCUAAGCUUGAUCUCAGUAUGUCAAAGCUCUGAAGGUUGUGUGUCAAGUGUUAUUUAUUUUUUGUCAUGUUGUGUCCUGAUGAGAUCAAUGAAUGUUAAGGAUGUUUAGUCCACCAACAUGUGAUUUGUGUGAAGUGGGAGAAAAUGCAAAGAAGGAGUGUCUGUUGAUCUGUUCCCUGUGCUCCUCUAUUUCUCAGGUAUGGAGGGCGACGGAGAUCUCAAUUUCCUCCUGCAGGGGGGAGACCUCCUGAAGGUCCGCUCCCAAUCUUGGAAGAAGACUCGCUACUACAAACUCCAGGAGGACUGCAAGACCAUAUGGCAUGAGUCCAAAAAAACCUUCUGGCGAAAGCAUACCUGUGAGUGCUUUCCAAACAACCCGCUGACAUGUGUGUGAGACCCACUAGAAAGAAAAACCCUUCUCAUCUGUCUGGUGUUGUCAUGGACAUAUGUUCCAUCAUUUUCCUUUGUUUCAAACUUAUGUCAAUGACGUACAUGACUUAUAUCUUUGCCACCGUCUAAUGUUAAACCUCCAUGGAUUAUAAAAGUCAGUCAUAGUUAUAAAAUAACUUGUCUCUCUGAAAGCCUUUCGUAUUAUCUCUGAAACACCUGGGUCAUUUCAGAUAACAGUGAUCUGCUCUCUGGGUGUGCUUGUGUUAAGAUAGUGAUUUACUUUUUUAUAGUGUCUGGACGUAUUUAUCUGGUAGAAUUUGUGACAUUUAAAUGCAGUAUUGAUGAUGAGGUUCAGCAGCGUGACAGUUUGGUCUCGUAAUUAUGUUGCACACCCUUUGCACAGAGGCUACAGUCCUGGGUCUGGUUUCAAUCUGUGGCCCCUUUCUGGCAUGUCAACCCUCCCUCUUUCUCCUGGUUUUCUGUUCUUUCUGCUGUCCUAUUAUCUCUUUAAAAAGUCCUGAGGACCCUAAAGUGUAAUUUUAAAAUAUUUAAAACAAUGAAAUGAAUUCAUGUAGAAACAUUGACAGAACAUUUAUUUUCAAUGAAACAAAUUGGAGAAGAAUGAAAUUAAACAUGCAAGUGCAGAUGCCAUAAGCCAAAACCUAUUGAAUCUCCCUUCGGGGAUCCAUAAAAUUCUUUUUCUAUUAUCUUAGAAAUCAAGUGACCAUCAUUUGAAGGCAAUUUUGACUGGCUUUGGUUGCAUUUUAAAACUCACAGUGUGUCAAGCUUCAGCACAGGGCAGCUGUUUCUUAAGGGUUAAACUCAUUUUCUGGAAACCUCCAUUGUGUCUGCAGUAAACUGCAAACAGCAGAGUUGUGUUUACAAAGCAGGCAGGUCUGUGGUACCUGAGGGUACCAAAAUUACAUAAAAACAUCUCCUGUUUAAGCAGAACAAAGAAACCUUUUCUCCCCCUGUCCUCAGUUUCCCUCGAUGACAUUUCAACGGUGCGAUUGGGCCGACAGUCGGAGGGUCUGAAGAAGAAUACAGAGGAGCAGGUGGAGGGUCGCUGCUUCUCCAUCAUGUUUAAAGGCCGCCGCAAGAACCUGGACCUGAUCGCCAGCUCUGAGGAGGAGGCCAGGCAGUGGGUCAACAGUCUAGAGAAACUGUUGACCAGCAUUAACAACCUCAGCCGGCAGCAGAAGGCAGAGCAGUAUCCUUUACAUGACCACUGGUUCAUGAUUUAAGAUGAGAGUCCUCUGAUGAAAAUGCACAAACAGUGUUUUGUCAUGUUGAGGUAACUGAAACAAAAAAGUAUUCCUCCUCUGAGUGGCAUUGAUCAGCAGUAUAGCAACCAUCCGAGUCCAUGUAAAAAUGAAUACGGCUCAACCACAGCUACUUGUUGGCGGUGGGAGGUUGUUGUUUGUCACACCACUGUAGAGCUUGUCAGCCAUUUUACACACAAACAGUUUGGCCCCAGUUUUUCAAAAACUUACACCUGGUGAAGACUCUAAAUGUUGCAUUUGCUCCUUAACAUAAAAAACUUUACAGUUGGAUCUACAGCUGCCUGAGAAAAGCAGACAAGAACAAGGACGAUAAGCUGAGUGAGUCAGAGCUCAAGGAUUUCUUGCAUCUGAUCAAUGUUGAGGUGGAUGAUGACUACGCGACGGAGCUCUUCACGGUGAUGGGACUUAAAAAGCCUUAAGAUAACUUUAAGUAUCAAAACUACAAGUGAUUGUCCUUGAGAGUUAUAAAAAAGCAUAAAUAAUUUUAAAUUGAAGAAUUUUGACUCAUGAUCAAUAUCAGGUAACAGUCAGGAAAACUAACCUAAUGUUAAACAAUAUUAAACAAAGUCAACGUUGUUGUUGUGCCAGGUUCGGACAGAAUUUGGAGGGAAAAUCAAAGAGUGAAAUAUGUUUUCAACAACAGUAUUUACCACAACACUUUUCAUCCUAUUACUAAUGUGAAAGUGUGUUUGUGGUAAUGGUGACUCGCUCUCACAUUGAGUUUCUACCUCGCAGAAAUGUGACAAAUCCAAAUCUGGGUACCUGUCUGGAGAGGAGAUCGAACAUUUCUAUGAACUGCUGACCCACCGGGAGGAGAUCCAUGUGAUCUAUGGAGAGUAUGCUAAAACUAAAGGCCACAUGAGUCCUGAGAACCUGGUGGAGUUCUUGAUGAAAGAGCAGAGGGAGAAAGCCACACUGGCCGACGCACACAGCAUCAUCGAGAAGUUUGAGCCUGAUGAAAAUGGUCAGUAUCAGGAGUAACUUCAUUUCUUUUAUGUAAGAGUUAUUUUUCUAAAAACUUUGAUAAAGUUUUGAGAUCCAAACCUCAGUUCUGGGACAUCCAGAUAUAAUUUUUGGUCUUAUAGUCCUUUACCAGUUCAUGAUAAAGUCAUCACUCAAGUUUCCAUCCAUCCCUAUUCCUCUCAAACUUGAUUAAAAUAUGACUAUAACUCUCACAUUGAUUAAAAAGGAAAAUAAUCAGCCAAUAAGAGCAUUUCUUACAGAGAUGACAGACGAGAAGAAGCCUUUUCAGCUCACUCGCACUUUUAAAUGAAUAUACUGUUUAUUCAUGUCCACACUCAGACUUAUAGCAUUACUUAUGUUAACUCUGUCCACAGUACAAAAACAGGCAGAAUAAUUUCAAAAAUGUCUUGUUCAUUUUAGUUUCUGCUCUGUUAGGUAUAGUUAGAAGAACUAUGAGUGUAUUUUAAUGAGAAAAAAAGAUAAUUGUCUCACUGACUGGUGGGUAUUAUUAUGUAGCUCUAAAACAGAAAAUGACUAAUUGCUGAUGACAGAUGCAUCUUUUCAGCAAUUUCCAAGUCAAACAUCGUGCUGUAACACCAACUCUUAGUCAGACUUUUUGAAUGCAAAUAGGGUCUAUUAAUAUUAACUCACAAGAUAAACCCUGGAGUACAGGCGUGUGGCUGUGAUGAAAGUCUAUUCAGUGUUAUUGGUGCUUUAAAAGUAAUAAGUGAUGUGUUGGUGGAAUGUUUUAUUUUCCUGUAACACAGCUGAGGACUUGUAUUUUGGACCUUUUUUAUUUUGCCAGAGGUGCAGAAGAUUUCUCUGCUGAUUUAUUGCAGGUAUUUUCAGCUUUUGUUGUGGAACCGGUCUAAAAUAAGCACGAGGGAAAUCUGAUCCUGUCUAUGACAGAGAGCAGAAAUGUUACACUCACACUCUUUGCUGAGGGUAAAUAAUGGCUCUCUGCUCAGUGUCAUUUUACCUCAUCCUUUGUGUUUUUGUUUUCAGCCAAGCGGAUCAAGCUGCUGUCGAAAGAUGGCUUCAUCAUGUACCUGCACCACCCUGAGACCAUGGUGCUCAAUCCAGACCACAGAGACGUGUACCAAGACAUGAGCCAGCCCCUCAGCCACUACUUCAUCUCCUCCUCACACAACACCUACCUGAUGGAGGAUCAGCUCAAAGGGCCAAGCAGCACCCAGGCGUACAUCAGGUAACAUCAGCCUUCCUCCGACAUGUGAGAAUCUGCCCUUCAGCUCGGCUAUUCAGCUGCUAAAGCUGCUAUUCACUGAUAAAAUCACAACAGUCUGCAGAUGUUUGUCAGACUUUAGUCUUUGGUUUUCUCUCUCCCUCUCCUGAAGAGAGCCGUCCAUACAAUGCUGAGUUUCUCUGACGUGAGCAAAACCUUUGGGCUCGGCACUUAUUCAUUAAUUGACAUACUGUACAUCCCCUACUCUGUCAAGUUUUGACACCAUAUCCUCCAACUUUGGAUAUUAACUUUCACAAGGGCCAUAUGGGACUUUGUGAAUCUAAUCAGCUUGAGAUUUUGAAUCCUAAGCUCUUUCUUUUUUUAAUUCAUUACCACACCAAAUUCCAGUAUCAAUCUACAUGAGUAUCAUAAGAUGCACAUUCAGUAGUCUUGCAAAUGAACACAAAACCCAAAUUUUUUUAUUGUCAGGUCUGACUGUUUUUGUCAUUAAUUUACUGUCUUUACUUCCUGGCAGCAGGAAGUAAAGAAAAAAAUGAAGACAAAAUAACCCUCUUAUUUAUAAACACCAGUACUAGUAACAGCCACACAUUGUCAUUGUGAUCUUUACUGUCUGUGCAGAGUUGGUUGAAACUGCAUCAUGAUACUCUCAAGGGCUGUGACUCACACACUUUCAAAUGAUCAAGACAGCCGUUUCACUCAUUUAUGUCCUAAAAAUCAGCUUUCUGUAAGUGGCCUGUAAAUAAAACUUACCAAAAGUAAUUAGUCAUGUUGUUAUCAAUGUUAUUGUCAGGAUUAUUGAGACAGGUCUGAAACUGUUGUGCACAGGGUUGAAUUAUUUUUCACAUUUCACAAUCAGAAGUGUCACCACUUUUCUCAGUUCAUAUUCAGUGUGUGGACAGAUUUAAGCUCCCCUUGGUUUUGAAAUCACAGAGCAGAUUUACAAAGCACUGAGUAAGAUGCUUAGGGCUCACUUCCACGAUCAGACACAAAACAAGAGCAAACUGCAAAGAGCUGCAGAUUUUUGGCGUGUUUACCCUUUGCUUAGCUGUGUUAAAAAGCUGCAAAAACAAACUCUGACAUUUGACUUACAAGUCAGCUCUGGGUCAUCUUUUUUAUACUUUCCUUUUUUUCUUUUCGUGACACAAACAAGGAUCAUAUACAAGCAUUCUGUCACAUUGAGUAAUACACAUAAGUGCUCCUCACAGGGUGAUAAACUUUUGUUUAGAAUCUACAGCAAUUUCAACUGUCUCACUCUGCAUCAGCUUGGUAUGUAACCCAUUUAGCCCAGUAGUCUUUCCCCUUUUGCUUCUGUAAUCUCAAAGUGAAAGUUAAACAUUCCAUACUGUAUAUGUCAUUCAUUAUAUUUUUCCAUACGUCCGGGGUGGGAGGUUCUCUAAGAAGCCAGCAUCAGGGUAUUGCUUUUUCACUUGCUACCAUGAGGAUCUUUAAUAGGUAUCCGUCCCUGUUAUGCAGACCCUUUGAUAUAUUCCCCAAAUAAAAUGAGACACAAGUGAAGUCAAUAUCAAAUCCCAGAAUCCUCUUUGUUGUAGCUUGUACUUGGGUCCAGAAAGGUUGCAAGGCGGGGCAGGUCCAAAAAGCUCAGGGUCAUCUUGACUUGAUGAUUUGCUUGUUCCCUUUCAGGGUUUUGCGAUAAUGUAAACACAUUGUUACUGAAAUCAAAGUGAGUUCAUGAACAGUCACUCUCUGGCUUGUUCACUCUCAGCCCAAUCAUGAAGUCACUCAUGUUAUCUGUGUCUCUCAGGGCUCUGCUGAAAGGUUGUCGCUGUGUGGAGCUCGACUGCUGGGAUGGAUCAGACGAUGAGCCAGUGAUUUACCACGGCUACACACUCACUUCACAGAUCCUCUUCAAAGACGUCAUCAAAGUCAUCAAGGAGUACGCUUUUAAGGUGUGUUUAGGGAUAUAGGUUUCAGUUGUACCCAGUUUAUGUGUUAAUUGUUUGCAGUAAGACUUCUGUCUUUCUGAUUUUACUCUGUGCUCUCCUCCAGACGUCAGAUUACCCGGUGAUCCUCUCCUUGGAGAACCACUGCAGUGUGGAGCAGCAGGAAGUCAUGGCAAAACACAUGAGCACCAUUUUAGGCAGCGCGCUCGUCACCAGCCCUCUGGGUGAGGGCAUGCCAUCAGGUUUCCCAUCUCCUGAGGUUUGUAUCACUUCUCGUUGGUACAUUUUAUAAUUAUACUUUGAUGACUGAAGGUUUCACAUACCAGGCGCUCACCUAGCUACUCUGUUUGUUUUUGCACGUGUGUGUUCAUGUUCACCUCUAGGAGCUGAGGGGAAAGUUCCUGAUCAAGGGGAAAAGGUUAAACAAACUGGAGGCCAUGUUUGCUCCUGAGGCAGCUGCAGCUGAUGACACAGACGUGACAGAGGAGGACGAAUCAGAUGAGGAAGAGGAGGAGGAGGAGGAGAAAAGAGAGGUGAGGAUUACAACAAGACAAAGUAAAUGAAACUUUUUACUGAAGAUUUUUUAGCAUUACUCUAUAUUACUUUUGUGCUUACAAUUUUACGAUGUUUUACAUGUAGACAAAGAAGAAACUGAAAAUGGCCAAAUCACUGUCCGACAUGGUGAUCUACUGUAAGAGCGUCCACUUCCACGGCUUCGAAGAUGCAAGGAAAAAUCUGAGCUUCUAUGAGAUGUCGUCUUUCAAGGAGGGGAAGGCCAUGGCGCUGGCAGAAGAGUCGGGUGAGGAGGACUUAAGCACAGAUUUACUCAAGUGUUUUAAAGUUACACUUUAUUGUAAGGGUAUGCUAAGAAUCAAUUUAGUGUUGCUUCCUAUAGACUGUAUUAAAAAAUGGAAGAAAUUACAUCUCCCUCAAAGUGAAGCCAAAACAUUUGGAGCUCCCUCCUCUGACUGGCUGCAGUGUAGAUCUUAUUCCUCAUUUCAUAGGAAAAAAAAUUAGUGCCAAAAAACUUGUCAUGAAAAGUGCAACAAGUCACAUUUCAACAACACAAAUGACUCUUCACUACAUGAAGCAACAUUUAACUGAACUAGGUUAAGGUUUGCGAAAUGACUCGGGGACUGUGUAUGAGUCUGAGUCUAGUGAUCAUAACAUUUACAGUGUUAUCAUGUAUUCAUGUGAUUUACCUAGACAGACACUGCGGUGUGCUUUUUUCUUCAAGUGUCCUCUGAAGUCUGUCGAGUUUCAUCCUCAAGGCACUGCAUUCUCAUCAGAGAGGAUACAGUAUUGCCUUUAAAAAACUGUCUCCACAGGUCAUCUGUUUUCUUCCUUCUCUUUGUACAGGUUGCAGGUUGUAGUGAGGAUAUCAUUUUUGUGGUGCUAGCUGCCGACAGGAGCUUAUGAGGCUUUUGAUCAGACCGCCAGUAGCUAGUUUUGGUUUCCUACCAGAGACUGUAACCAGACUCCUUAAAAAAGUAUCCAAUGACCAUAAAAACGACAUGCGUCAUUCUCUAAUCUCACCACAAACAUAUCCUCCCACUUGGCGCUCCAUUUAAGCUGCCAGAUUUUCCUCUCCACCUUUGCUUUGCCAUUUCCACCACUGCCAUGUUCAAGUGCUGUGCUCAAAUUUCCAGCCCCACCCUGGAAACCACCUGCAGGCUCCAACUAGGAAGUUGAAGACGUUGUUUUAUAACGCAAUGUAAAAGAAACACUGCAGAGUGAUGAGGUUUGAGCCCACAUGCCAAACACAAACAGUGUCCAGCUGCUGCUGCAACCAACAGUUGAAGCAUAAACAUUGACUUGUCUGACUAAACUGUCAUCAGAGUAAUUUCUUUCAAUAAUUAAUGUCCAAAGUUCUUUUCUGAUUUCAGUUUUAAUUAGUUAAUUGUUGUUAUAAAAAGGGUGUAACAACGUGGUUGAAAGCCCUGUUGACAAAUGCAGAACUAAGUGUAACAGAUUUGCAGAGCAGAGGCGAAGGAGUCAUCCGGCAUGUUGACAGGAUGUUAAAGUAGCAAUGUACUGCUUAAAUUUUCACUGAAACUGGAAAUUUAAAAUACAUAUAAACAUCUUAAUCUUAAAAAAUUGCUUUAAGUCAAAUUUCUUAAACUCAGGCUGACAUAACUUGAUUUGGAAUUGAUUUUCUCUGGCACAUGUACACCUCAUCCUGACCAAAACUGGCCCAAGUGUUCUGCACAUGCUCCAUAGUUUACAUCUUGGGUUUAAACCUGGAAGUCAAACAGCAUGUGUAGAUUGAAGGAAUUUGUAUUGUAUAUUGUACUGUCUGAUGAAGUGCAGAGCUGUAAAGUUGUGUGUUUGUACUGUUCAACACACAACCAGCUUCUUGCUAACUUGAUUGUUGUAAUCUGUGAUGUAAUAGGUCAACUGGAGGAAGGUCCAGUAGUAACCAGCUGAAAGGCAGCAGAUUGCCACUAACCCGGGAUUUCCACCGCAUCCGGAAUGGCGGCGAUUUUUCGCCGUACGCUAAUUACUACCAGAGGCGAAUUUCGUGGUGGAUUACGAACAGCAGGAAUCACAAGAACUCACAAGAACCUGCAGAUUCAUGUGCAAUCGAGCGAUAACAAAUUGUCUUUAGCCACAUAGGCUAACCAUAUAAGCACUAGACUUCCAGAUAAGGACAUCUACUUCUUAACCAGGGGUGGGCAAUCAUGUGCCAUGGAGGGCCGAGAGGCUGCAGGUUUUCUUCCCUACCCAAAACUCCACCAGGUGAUUUCACUGAUUAGUCCCUGCGCUCUGCUUGGAGGUAAGAUAAUCAGUGAAAUCACCUGGUGGAGUUUUGGGUUGGGAAGAAAACCUGCAGCCUCUCAGCCCUCCAUGGCACAUGAUUGCCCACCCCUGUUCUGGACUUACAAAAUCAGCAUGUCCUAAUCCAUGGUGUCAUCGAUCCGCUUGACGUACGGAGCGUUUUAUUUUGAAAGAAGCUGGAUGUUUUAUUUUGUCUGUGCCCGACUUCCUGUCCAGCACAGGUUAAUCUGUGCUGAAUUUAUCCGGCAUGCUCCAGUGUCUGGAAAAAAAUAGAACUCUUGCGAUCAGCUGCUGAGUCCGGCGAUCUGCAGCAGAACGGAAAGAAGCCGGUGGAAAUUGACACAUUGACUUGAAUGGCCAGCCAUGGCCAGCGAAUACAGCCUUUUCGUAGCCAUUCUGGAUGCAGUGGAAAUUGCUGCUAAGACUAGUGGAGGAAGAAUGAUUGUUAAUGCAGUUCUUGUGCAGUGCUUAUAAACUGAGAGAUGGACUGUUAUAUUUUGGCUUCACUUUAGUUCUUUGAGCUAAGAUAGGAGUGCGUCAGCCACCUUUAUUUACAGUCUGUGGCCCUUAAGUCUAAAAAGAAGGCUGUGCAGUAAAAAUUAUUUUUUUUAACCUCAUAAUUAUUCUCCCUGACCAGAAAUUUGCAGUAUUUACAUUUCAAGUCUGAUUUUUAAUGUUUCAACAGUUAUUUUGCCACUGUUGUGGUUAAUAAAUCAUUAGACAAAUGUUGACUUUGUGUUUGGUAUGAACCAUGGUGUGAGAUGUUUUAAAAUCAAGUAUGAAGUCACAGCUCCGUAAAUAAAUUUGUAUCUGUUUGUGAAUUUUCCCUCUGCAGCAAAUGCUUACAUCCGUCAUAAUGUGGAGAAACUGAGUCGUAUCUAUCCAGCCGGCUCCAGGACCGACUCCUCUAACUACAGCCCUGUGCCUCUGUGGAAUGCUGGCUGCCAGAUUGGUGUGUAAUCCUGACAGAGAGGAGACACAUACAGUUAAAUUUGAAAAUGUAGCAAGCACUGAAGAGAUCUCUUUCAUUUUGCUCACAGAAGUUUGAUUUAACCAUCUUUUAUUUUUAGUGGCCUUAAACUUCCAGACAAACUGUUCAGACAUGGACGUGAACCAGGGCAAGUUCAUGGUGAACGGCAAGAGCGGCUACAUCCUGAAACCACCCUACAUGAGGGAUGUAAACACAGAGUUUGACCCCAUCACCCUGAUCCGAGGAGAGUGGCUACAGCACAAGACACUACAUGUCAUGGUGAUUGUUUCCUCGGCAUCAGGCCCAAGCUGCUGCUGUGGUUUCCUGUUUAAAGUUCUGCUUUUCAGGCAGUCUACAAUCUGACAUUAGUUUUUUUUUCACCUAUCUCUUCAGGUCAUAUCGGCCCAGCAGCUCCCCAAAGUGAACAAGAAGAAGUCCUCCAUCGUGGACCCGCUGGUUAGAGUGGAGGUGUUGGGAGUGCCGGCUGAUGCUGCACAGAAAGAGACCAACGCUGUUGAAAACAAUGGUACCUGUUCCUUUUGAACUCCCUGUGGUAUCAUACUAGCACAUCUGUAUACUUUCAGAAGCACCAUGAGUUUGUAGGCAAAACUCUUGUUGAACAUCACAAUGUAAUUUUAUCAUGCACCAUGGCAAAAUAUGUCUCUAUCAACCAGAUUGUAACACAGCAAAGCACCAUAGAUCAGUUGUGAGAGGUAAGAUCCUUGGUAACUGGAGAAGGUUCUCCUUAGCCUACAAAGUGUGGAUCCAUAUGUAAUCUUGAUAAAAUCACUUACUGAUUUCUGAUAAGGCUUGUGAAGCAAAAUGAUGCUAGCUGCCAUGCUAAAUAUGCUAAGUCCUGGCAUACUGCAGAAACUGGCAGAGGUGAAGUUGAAGCUAUACAGCAUGGUCCUUCUUUUUGAUUUCAGACGUCAGGAAUUACAGACACUUCACCUAGAGGGCCUCUUGAAGUUGGAAUUCCUACAUGGCCAAACUUGGACCAACUCAGUAUCUCAAUUUGUUGAAUGGUUGCUCCCUGCAUCACCUGUAAAACAGCUGUGCUAUUAAUACUGCUAAUUAGCAACUUUGUCUUGUUUUGCCUAAUUUAAAGAUCCCCUUGUGUGGGAGAUAGUUUACAAGUCUGUGGACAUGUUGUGUUGCUUUUGCAUGUGAACUAUCAUGAAGUGUGUUUUUUCUGCCUGGUACAACUAACGAUGCUGACAACAGUGGGGGCUAUUUUCCAAUGUUGUUCAACUCAUUGCUGAAACAUGCUUGCAGCUUUUUUUUUUUUUUUGCUGCCAAGAACACACUUCAUGCAUGAAUGAGACUGAAUCAGGAAAGAGGCGAGAUGUUCAGCGUUGUCGACAGGAGGUGCCAAAAUCAACACAAACCAGAAGUUUCUCUCAGGAUCUUAAAUAUCCCUAUAUUUAGGGUUAGGGUUAGGGUUAGCCCUUGAUUUUCCUUCUGCACUGGCUUCAUUUUUCAACACUGGAAGUCACUACUUGUGUUAAACAGAGCUGCAUAAAACUGAUAUAUUCAUGCAGUUAUGGCCAUUGCAGUGCAUUCUGGGACUAGAAAUUACCUAUGAAGCCCAGGUUAAAAGAUGGGUGGGAAACCUGAGGAUUAAUGAAUAAAUGAAGAUGUUUGUGGUGUAUCCAGUUACUGAAGGCACGUUGUCCUCAUCUCUUCAAGGUUUUAACCCUUCAUGGAAUGAAAACUUCCAAUUUGACGUAUAUGUGCCUGACCUGGCACUCGUGCGUUUUACAGUUGAAGACCACGACUCCACGUCUGAUAACGAGUUCAUCGGACAGUACACUCUUCCAGUCAACAGUGCAAAAAUGGGUAAGCUCUAAUCUGAAGCACUGGUAGUUUUUUGUUUUCUCUCUCCAUAAAUGAACAGAGGUGGAAGCUGUCUCUUUUCUGGUCUAACACAGAGAGCUCAGUUCACACUCUGCACAAAAAGCUCUUCAUUCUUUGCUUUUUCUAAAUUCUAACUGCAGCCACUUUGUGCUCCCUCACAGGAUACAGACACGUUCCUCUGCUCAACAAGAACGGAGACCUGCUCCCCUCAGCUGGUCUCUUUGUACACAUCAUGCUACUCGAUGCUAAGUAAGACAUCACUGUAGAAGACAAACAACCUCUAUUACACAGCCAUGCUGAAGCUGGUUUUGUCUGAUCUUGGUAAUCUUAUUUUUUCCUCUCGGUCUCUUUUUGAAGCUUUUUGCAUUAGUUUAUGAUUAACUUUUUGGCAUCACUCCAGUAGUUUGAGCAACUACUCUAAAACUUUCUUCUCAAGGGACAUUGAGUCAGUAGAAACUGAAGAUCUCCAUCUGCAGUUGGAAUAAAUGUAUUAGAGGAUGAAUGUGUGCAUAAGUACUGAGAAUGUCAAACUUUCCAGAGCUGAAAACAGACUUUGUAAGUUGCUAAAGUUUCAGUUUGCAUUCAUUCUUUAGCAUGAGUCCUUUAUUUCUGAUCAGUUCAUGUUUUGUUUAUUUAAAUCUUUUGAUCCAAGAGACUAUUUUCAGAAUCUCAUAGAGCCAAUACCAGCAGUUGUCUUAGCCAACAAAUACACCUGUUUUUUAUGUGACAUCAACAUGAUUCGUCUUACCUUUUUGUAAAUCAAGAUGAAGAUAAAAAGUUUUAAACAUGAA
This is a messenger RNA of Xyrichtys novacula (pearly razorfish), 15057 nucleotides long. The record is from the annotation of a GenBank genome assembly. Lineage: Eukaryota; Metazoa; Chordata; Actinopteri; Labriformes; Labridae.